Cetraspora pellucida is the source of this 237-nucleotide messenger RNA. The record is from the annotation of a GenBank genome assembly. Lineage: Eukaryota; Fungi; Glomeromycota; Glomeromycetes; Diversisporales; Gigasporaceae.
UUGGGUGAUACACCAGAGUUAACGAAAUUAAUGGGCCUUAUCAGACAUAAUAGUUAUCAAGAUUGUCGUUAUUGUAAUUUAAGAGAUGUCUAUAUAAAUCAUAUCUACUAUCCUACAACUCCAUCUAAGAACUUGAAUUCUGCAAGAUAUCAAGCAUCUAAUUUACCAAAUCGAACAUAUGAAGAAUGGAGAAGGAGACUUAAAAUAAUUCAAAAGGCCAAGCUUGGAAAAGAAUGA